CCACAGGAGGCUUGAUUUUGACGCCUUCGACGCCUUCGAGUCAUCACACCAAAAGGAGACUUAUCAGAAACCCAGUAUAGUCAGGUACAAUACAGAUCGCGCUUUCCCCCUACUACCCCCCUAAUUAUGCGAUCAAUGAUAACAAUCCAUGUACCUACCUCAAUAGCUAUGUAGGUAGGAGGUACGUAAGGUAACAUAUCGUUCAUUGUAGAGUCCGAACUCCGAUUAUAACAUUUUCAAGGUCCUCCGGGCUCCGAUGUGUGUGCUAAGGUUGUCUUCUUUAUUGUCCCUAUCAGCUCUAAACUUCUAUGAUGAUGUAUUAUUAUUGUUUUAUGUCUUGCCUAUUCCCUUUCAGAAGCUAGCCUUUUGAGACAUUUUAGGCAGAUUUCCAACAAUUCCCAACACCUAUGAUGCGGCUAUUAAUACCUUAGGUAUGGAUUUUACUUCCUAUUUAAUUGAUAACUAUUCGUAUUUGAGCCACGUUUUUCCCUUUCUUUCAGGGCGUUUUGAGCCCUUAGAGACCUUCGUCUAAGUCACAUACAAUGGACGGCGACAGACCUACUCCAGCAGAUACGGAUAUUCCUGGUGGGUUCCCUGAGACGCCAUCCUCCAUCCCGCCCAAACGUUUCUCUACAAUCAGUCGAGAGUUUUCACUUGCUGCCAACGGAGGAAGUUCUAUACCUAGUUCUAUACCUGAUACUAGAUCUUUGAAUACCGGUACCGACGCACUUACAUCAGUACAUGGAAAUGGGGUGGACAAUGUGAAUGUUGAUGGUAUUGUUGGCGGGAAUGCUAGAUCGAGUGAUAUUGGUCCAUCCUCAUAUAAGCAAGCCGUUCCAGUGCACCAAGCUCAAUCUGGCCCUGGAGAAACAUCGUCUGAUGAGUCGGACCAAACUGAAGUGGAACCUCGCUUUGAACCUAUCAAGUUCACGGCGGAGCAACCAAAACUCGAGCGAAAUGAGAGUGAGAUCAACACCGAAGAUGAUCUAUUCCGCGCCCUUUCGCGGCGUCGUAGUCUUAACUCCAAUGCCGAAUCGCAAGGAGAGGAUGACGAGGUCGAGCGACUGAUGUCCCGUAUGUUUGGCCAAGCUCGACAGCAACAUAGCGAGGAAGAAAAGACGAGACACGCUGGUGUUAUCUUCCGGAAUCUCACAGUAAAGGGUGUCGGCCUUGGUGCUAGCUUACAACCCACCGUUGGCGAUAUAUUUCUCGGGUUUCCAAGAUUCUUAUUGAACCUACUAACCAAAGGACCCAAGGCUGCCACCGGUAAACCACCCGUAAGAGAGUUAAUCAGUAACUUCAACGGCUGUGUCCGACCUGGAGAAAUACUGCUCGUCCUCGGGAGGCCGGGGUCUGGUUGUACGACGUUCUUGAAAUCAUUCUGUAACCAGCGAGCAGGAUUUGAAGAUGUUUUGGGUGAUGUAACUUACGGCGGAACGGAUGCAAAGCGUAUGGCCAAGGAUUUCAGGGGCGAAAUCAUUUACAACCCGGAAGACGAUUUACACUAUGCUACUCUAACGGUCAAGGAUACCCUCACCUUUGCUCUCCAGACCCGUACUCCUGGGAAGGAAUCACGGAUGGAGGGUGAAAGCAGAGAAGACUAUGUGAGGGAAUUUCUUAGAGUCGCCGCGAAGCUGCUUUGGAUUGAGCAUACGAUGGACACUAAAGUCGGUAACGAAUACAUCAGGGGCGUUUCUGGCGGAGAGCGCAAGCGUGUUAGUAUUGCGGAGGCACUCAUUACUCGGGCCAGCGUUCAAGGGUGGGACAACUCGAGUAAGGGUUUGGAUGCAUCAACUGCUGUCGAGUAUGUCCAAUCAUUGCGAGCACUUACGAACAUGGCCCAGGUGUCCACUGCUGUCUCGCUAUACCAAGCCGGCGAAUCUCUGUAUAACCUUGUCGAUAAAGUCUUGUUGAUUGAUAAGGGGCAAUGCUUAUAUUAUGGAGCGUCCGACCGCGCCAAGCAGUACUUUUUGGAUCUUGGGUUUGACUGUCCUGAACGAUGGACUACCGCCGACUUUCUUACGUCUGUUACCGACUCCCAUGAGCGUAGUGUCAGGCCGGGGUGGGAAGAUCGUAUUCCGAGAUCAGCCGAAGAGUUUGCCGAGAUUUACAAGAAAAGUGAAGCUUACCAGCGUAAUCUUGAUGACAUUAACGAUUAUGAAGCUCAUCUCGAAGAGCAGCGCCGUGCUCGGGCGGAGAAUACGUCGAAAAAAAACAAGAGGAAGAACUACACGAUAUCAUAUCACCAACAAGUAAUUGCUCUCACAAAACGUCAAGCUCUAGUUAUGUUGGGAGACAGAGCGUCCCUCAUUGGAAAAUGGGGCGGUAUCGUCUUUCAGAGUCUCAUAGUGGGGAGUCUGUUCUACCACCUCCCACCUACAGCGGCUGGUGCCUUCACACGAGGUGGUGUCUUAUUCUUUAUUCUGAUGUUCAACGCGUUAAUGGCUCUCGCUGAGCAGACUGCGGCGUUCGAGGCUAAACCUAUCUUGCUCAAGCAUAAGAACUUUUCCUUUUAUCGGCCUUCGGCCUAUGCGUUGGCGCAAACUGUUGUGGACAUACCUCUGGUCUUCAUCCAGGUGUUUCUAUUCGAUAUUAUCAUCUACUGGAUGGCAGGCCUCGCUGCCUCGCCAUCUCAGUUCUUCAUCUCGCUACUGAUUCUAUGGUUGAUUACAAUGACGACUUACGCAUUCUUCCGCUCGAUUUCUGCAGUUUUCAAGACUUUGGAUGACGCUACAAAAUUGACCGGUGUCGCAAUCCAGAUUAUAAUCGUGUAUACCGGAUACCUAAUCCCGCCUUCGUCAAUGCAUCCAUGGUUUAGUUGGCUACACUGGGUCAACUGGCUUCAGUAUGGGUUUGAAUGUCUGAUGUCGAAUGAAUUCUACAAUCUGGAAUUGGCUUGUGUACCUCCGUUUCUUGUUCCCAACAACGUUGAAGGUGCCGCACCGGAAUAUCAAUCAUGCACAUUAGCUGGUUCGCAACCUGGAGAAGUAGUUGUCAAUGGUGUAAAUUAUAUCGACGUGGCUUUUAGCUACUCGCGCAGCCACCUUUGGCGAAACUUUGCCUUUUUAUGGGCUUUCUUUGGUUUCUUCCUUGUGGUAUCGAUGAUAGGUAUGGAGAGAAUGAAGCCUAACGCUGGAGGUGCUGCUGUAACUGUUUUCAAGCGAGGACAGGUCCCAAAAACCCUCCAGAAAUCCAUCGAGACCGGAGGCCGCAAAGGUAAUAAAGGGGAUGAAGAAGCCGCCAGUUCUAGCGAGAAAGUUAGCAUCCCUGAAGAAGCCUCGGCAGCCGAAGAAAGACGUGAUGAAGAAACUAUGCAGACGGUCGCAAAAAACGAGACGAUAUUCACAUUUCAAAAUGUCAAUUACACAAUUCCGUAUAAGGGUGGAGAGAGGAAGCUAUUACAAAACGUGCAGGGCUUUGUGAGGCCGGGGAAAUUGACAGCCCUUAUGGGAGCUUCUGGAGCUGGAAAAACAACAUUGCUUAAUACUUUGGCUCAGAGAAACACGUUCGGUGUUGUGACGGGAGACUUCUUGGUGGACGGAAGACCCCUCCCAAAGUCAUUCCAGAGAGCCACAGGAUUUGCAGAGCAACUCGACAUCCACGAACCAACUGCAACUGUACGCGAGGCCCUGCAGUUUUCUGCGCUUCUACGUCAACCAAAGGAAGUGCCCACCAAGGAGAAGUACGCUUAUUGCGAAACGAUUAUCGAACUGCUUGAGAUGCAAGACAUCGCCGGAGCAACGAUAGGAGUAGUUGGCGAGGGUCUCAAUGCGGAGCAGCGCAAGAGACUUACUAUCGGCGUUGAACUUGCAUCCAAACCUGAGUUGCUGAUGUUUCUGGAUGAGCCAACAUCCGGUCUCGAUUCAGGGGCAGCAUUUAAUAUCGUUAGAUUUUUACGUAAGCUAGCUGAUGCCGGCCAGGCCAUCCUGUGUACCAUCCACCAGCCUUCCGCCGUACUAUUCGAGAUUUUCGACGAAUUGAUUCUACUCAAGUCUGGUGGUCGCGUGGUAUACGCGGGCGAGCUCGGAAAAGAUAGCCAGAAUUUGAUCGAAUACUUCGAAUCGAAUGGUGGUCCGAAAUGUCCCCCUGAUGCAAAUCCAGCCGAGUGGAUGUUGGAAGUAAUCGGAGCGGGCAAUCCGGAUUACGCAGGUCAGGACUGGGGCGAUACCUGGGCACAAUCUAAGAACUUCGACGAGCAGUCGAAAGAGAUAGCACAAAUGGCUGAGAAGCGCCGCAAUGUUCAACAUUCGAAGAACGUCCAAGAUGACCGCGAAUAUGCCAUGCCUCUAUGGACCCAGACAUCAGCAGUUGUCAAGCGCUCUUUCGUCGCUUAUUGGAGAUCCCCCAAUUACAUCAUGGGGAAGAUGAUUCUGCACAUAUUUACUGGCCUCUUCAAUACCUUCACAUUUUGGCGUCUGGGUGAUGCUAGCAUUGAUAUGCAAUCCCGCUUAUUCUCCAUCUUCAUGACACUGACUAUUUCGCCCCCGCUGAUUCAACAGCUUCAGCCUGUCUUCCUCAACUCACGAAACAUUUUUCAGUCCCGCGAAAAUAACGCAAAGAUUUACUCCUGGGUUGCGUGGACCACAGCUGCGAUACUGGCAGAGAUACCUUACGCGAUCGUUGGAGGUGCCAUCUAUUUCAACUGUUGGUGGUGGGGUCUGAUGGGGUACAAGAUGUUGGGCUUUCCAUCAGGGUUCAGCUUCCUGUGCAUGAUUAUCUUCGAGCUAUACUACGUCAGCUUCGGCCAAGCCAUCGCGUCCUUUAGCCCUAACCAAUUACUAGCAAGUCUAUUCGUUCCCCUCUUUUUCCUUUUUGUUGUGGCUUUCUGUGGUGUAGCCGUACCUCCGGCAUCACUUCCGUACUUCUGGCGGAGCUGGAUGUAUCCGCUCACCCCUUUCCAUUACCUGCUGGAAGCUUUCGUUGCCGUCGCCAUUCACGAACAACCUGUCAAUUGCAAGCAGAGCGAGCUUGCGCGCUUCAGCCCUCCUCCCGGUAUGGACUGCGAGUCGUACGUAGCGAAUUACGUUGCAAAUGCCAGUGGGAAGUUGCAGAGCGUGACGAACGGGCUCUGUGAGUUCUGCCAGUACAAGAACGGAGACGAGUUCGGCACGCAGUUCAGCGUAUCCUACAGCAAUAUCUGGCGAGACUUUGGUAUCGUCUGCGCUUUCAUCGUGUUCAACUACGGCGUGAUCUACUUUUCGACGUACCUACGGUUCAGGGGCAAGAAUCCUAUCAGCGGGUUUUUGGCGAAGAGGAAGCAGAGGAAAGCUUGAGACUGCGGAAUCGCGAGAUUAUUGCAAUACCAUGGCUCGAUGGGGUCUGUGGCGGCGGAUUGCGAGGCAGUGGUCGUUCGGUUGGAUUGCGUUGUUCAAUCGGAAGGGUGUAUUUAAUUAUAGUCGGGUAUAGUCAGUGUAUAGGUCAUAGGUCAUAGGACAUGGGAAAAGGGUAGAAAUAGGUAGUACCUAGACA
Messenger RNA from Daldinia caldariorum, 5469 nucleotides. RefSeq names its product ABC-2 type transporter-domain-containing protein. Bases 543 to 5273 code for a protein of 1576 amino acids. Gene Ontology annotation, biological process: transmembrane transport. The transcript is spliced from 2 exons. Gene Ontology annotation, cellular component: membrane. The record is from RefSeq and is a predicted model, not a curated record. Gene Ontology annotation, molecular function: ATP hydrolysis activity; ATP binding; ABC-type transporter activity. Lineage: Eukaryota; Fungi; Ascomycota; Sordariomycetes; Xylariales; Hypoxylaceae.